Messenger RNA from Orycteropus afer afer, 1338 nucleotides. The record is from RefSeq and is a predicted model, not a curated record. NCBI's taxonomy places the organism in Eukaryota, Metazoa, Chordata, Mammalia, Tubulidentata, Orycteropodidae.
GAACUUCGAAACUUGUCCCUUUCUGGCCAUGUUGGAUUUGACAGCCUUCCUGACCAGUUGGUCAACAAGUCAACUUCUCAAGGAUUCUGUUUUAACAUCCUGUGUGUGGGUGAGACAGGCAUUGGCAAAUCCACAUUAAUGGACACUUUAUUCAACACCAAAUUUGAAAGUGACCCAGCUACUCACAAUGAACCAGGUGUCCGGUUAAAAGCCAGAAGUUAUGAGCUUCAGGAAAGCAAUGUACGGCUGAAGUUAACCAUCGUUGACACCGUGGGAUUUGGAGACCAGAUAAAUAAAGAUGACAGCUAUAAGCCAAUAGUGGAAUAUAUUGAUGCCCAAUUUGAGGCCUACCUACAAGAAGAAUUGAAGAUCAAACGUUCUCUCUUCAAUUACCAUGACACGAGGAUCCAUGCAUGCCUCUACUUCAUAGCCCCAACUGGACACUCGCUGAAGUCCCUGGAUCUGGUCACCAUGAAAAAGCUGGACAGUAAGGUGAACAUCAUUCCAAUAAUUGCAAAAGCUGACACCAUUGCCAAGAAUGAAUUGCACAAAUUCAAGAGUAAGAUCAUGAGUGAAUUAGUCAGCAAUGGUGUCCAGAUAUAUCAGUUCCCCACAGAUGAAGAAACAGUAGCAGAGAUUAAUGCAACAAUGAGUGUCCAUCUCCCAUUUGCAGUGGUUGGCAGCACUGAAGAGGUGAAGAUUGGCAACAAGAUGGCGAAGGCCAGGCAGUACCCUUGGGGUGUAGUGCAGGUUGAGAAUGAAAACCAUUGUGAUUUUGUGAAACUUCGGGAGAUGCUUAUUCGUGUGAAUAUGGAAGACUUGCGAGAACAGACUCACACCCGCCACUACGAAUUAUAUCGACGCUGUAAACUGGAGGAGAUGGGGUUCAAGGACACUGAUCCUGAUAGCAAGCCCUUUAGUCUUCAGGAGACAUACGAGGCAAAAAGGAAUGAAUUCCUGGGAGAACUCCAGAAGAAAGAAGAAGAAAUGAGACAAAUGUUUGUUAUGAGGGUAAAGGAGAAAGAAGCGGAACUUAAAGAGGCAGAGAAAGAGCUUCAUGAGAAGUUUGACCUCCUAAAGCGGACACAUCAAGAAGAAAAGAAAAAAGUGGAAGACAAGAAGAAGGAGCUUGAAGAAGAGGUGAACAAUUUCCAGAAGAAGAAAGCAGCAGCUCAGUUACUACAGUCCCAGGCCCAGCAAUCUGGGGCCCAGCAAACCAAGAAAGACAAGGAUAAGAAAAAUGCAAGCUUCACAUAAAGCCUGGCAAGCCAAGGAUGUUCCCGCAUUCACCUGCUUUUGCAGUAAUAUUGUGUCUCUGCCAUCUGUGUCUUUAUUUUA